CUUGUCACCGGAGCAGACAGAUGUAAACAAAGAGUAGUCGUUCUGCAAGUCUUUUCCUCUUUCUGGUCCUAAUUUGAUCCAAGUGACAAGAUGACAGAUGUCAGCGGAGAGAUUCUGGCUUCAGUUAUAAAGUGUGUCAAUUUUGCUGCUUUAAAACACAAAGAUCAGAGACGAAAAGACCCCGAAAAAACUCCUUACAUAAAUCAUCCCAUUGGUGUGGCCUAUUUAUUAGUGGAAGGAGGUGUUAGAGACGUAGAUGUCAUACAAGCAGCUUUACUCCAUGACACAGUGGAGGACACAGAUACAACAAAUGAAGAACUUGUCCAGGAAUUUGGUCCAGAAGUAGCUGGUAUUGUGGCAGAGGUAACUGAUGACAAAAAUCUUGAUAAACAAGAAAGGAAGAGACUGCAGAUUGUACAUGCUGCUGAAGCCUCACCCAAAGCUAAAUUAGUCAAACUUGCAGACAAGUUGUACAAUUUACGUGACUUGGAUCGUACAACUCCCUCAGGCUGGACCCAAGAGAGAGUGCAAGAGUACUUCCAUUGGGCCUCACAAGUUGUUGCAGGCUGUAGAGGAAACAAUUCUUUCCUUGAGGGUGAACUGGACAAGUUAUUUAUAAAAUGGAAUGUUAGUGUAUAACUAGAAGUGGGAUUUAACAUUUUUGUUUUAGAGUACUUAUAUAGCUUUCACCUGUUGAGAAAUGGUUUGAGUAUUUGCAAAACUUAUUAUGUGCAACUUGAAGAGGCAAGAGUGUGCUUGCUAUUUUAUGAUUUACAUGAGAGUUGUUUAUCAAUAAAGCAUUUUUGCCCAGAAAAAGAAGUGAACAGUCAAGAAAUAUAGUACAAAACCUUUUGUUACUCUUCAUUGUUUACAUGAAAAAUAAAAAUAAAUUUUCAA
Penaeus vannamei (Pacific white shrimp) is the source of this 897-nucleotide messenger RNA. RefSeq names its product Metazoan SpoT homolog-1 (gene Mesh1). The record is from RefSeq and is a predicted model, not a curated record. NCBI's taxonomy places the organism in Eukaryota, Metazoa, Arthropoda, Malacostraca, Decapoda, Penaeidae. Gene Ontology annotation, molecular function: guanosine-3',5'-bis(diphosphate) 3'-diphosphatase activity.